Messenger RNA from Racocetra fulgida, 318 nucleotides. The record is from the annotation of a GenBank genome assembly. Lineage: Eukaryota; Fungi; Glomeromycota; Glomeromycetes; Diversisporales; Gigasporaceae.
AUGCAGGUGGAAAAUAAUGAUCAGUCUAAUAACUUUACGAAUUUUUUACUGCGAAUUGGUGAUGGUUGUAAAUCCGCUAUUAAUGGUGACAUGAUCAAAAUUCCCGAUCAGAUGGUAAUACCAUGGUUAAACGAGCAAGAUUCAUUACAGAAUCUUAUCGAGUCCAUAUACUCAAAUCUAUCCGAAAAUGCCUAUGACAAUGAACAUAUUAUUAAUAGUGCAAUUUUAACAACUAAGAAUGAGUACGUUGAUUACUUGAACAAAAAAAUUGUCGAGCAAUUUCCUGGAACUUCCAAACCUUUUUACGCUUAUGAUUCA